CCCCCUCAUUUAAAGUCCCCUCCUGGGUCUUCUCUCUUCCUCUCUGUUUUCUACAUUCUUUCUAUUCAUGACUCGUGCUCAUGACAGAGAUCUAAAGAGGACUGGAGAGCCCAUUUCUCUGCUUUUUCUUUCACAUCUGAUAUGGAUCUUGCAGGAAGAAGAUUGCUGAUUUCUGGGUCACAACCUCUUUCGCCAUUAUCAAGCCCAGUGAGUUCAAUCCUUCACUCACAUUCUCAUUCUGCGAGUACCAGUUUUCCCAUUAUAGCCAUCGCUAUAAUAGGGAUACUAGCCACAGCUUUCUUGCUCGUUAGCUACUAUAUCUUCGUCAUCAAAUGCUGCCUCAAUUGGCACCGCAUAGAUCUCCUAAGACGGUUCUCUCCAUCCCGGAGGCGAGAAGAGCCACCGAUGACAUAUUCACCGGCGGGCACAGAGCCUCGAGGACUCGACGAGGCGGUGAUCCGAUUAAUCCCAGUCAUCCAUUACAAAGCAGAGGAAAACAGAGAAUCCGGAGAGCGAAGCUUCACGGAAUGCUCUGUUUGCUUGAACGAGUUCCGCGAGAAGGAGAAGCUGAGGAUUAUACCGAAUUGCAGCCAUGUGUUCCACAUAGAUUGCAUCGAUGUUUGGCUUCAGAACAACGCCAAUUGCCCACUUUGCAGAACAAGCAUUUCUCUAUCAAGCAGAUUCCAAAUCGAUCAGAUUCUAAAUUCCAGACCCUCCUCGCAAGAUCGACGCCCGUAUGGCGAAAAUCUCAGUGGUGGGGAUGAAGAUUUCGUUGUGAUUGAACUCAGCACCAACGGUCACGGUAGAGACCAGAACUCCAAUGGAAGGCAGGAAAGAGAAAACCCACCACGAGAGGUGAGUCCUUCGCCUGGGAAGAUAAUGGGGCAGCAGAAAAAACCAUGGAAGUUUCAGAAAGUGACGAGCAUGGGGGAUGAAUGCAUCGACACUAGAGGUAAAGAUGAGCAAUUUUCAGUACAGCCCAUAAGAAGGUCCUUCUCCAUGGAUUCUUCAGGGGAUAGACAGUUGUACAUGGCAGUUCAAGAAGCUUUGAAGAAGCAGAACAGGCAAGAAGUGAGUGAGGUAUCAUCGUCCUGCAUUGAAGGGUGUGGUAGCAGUAGUGGUAGAGUCAAAAGAUCAUUCUUUUCCUUCGGACAUGGUAGCAGUAGAUCCAGAAGUUCAGUCCUACCUGUUUAUGUGGACCACUGAAAUGUUUUCUAGUUUGUGUGUGCGAGCCAGCACAUCUCAUUUCUCAUUCUAGAACUUUUGUGAAAUAGAGAUUACCAUUAGAAUGUAAUGUAAUCAAUAGAAGAAGAGCAUAGGGUUGUAAUGACAGAGAUAUUCAAUUGCAUUUAUUUUUAGCUCGAAA
Molecule: messenger RNA, 1366 nt
Organism: Neltuma alba
Lineage: Eukaryota; Viridiplantae; Streptophyta; Magnoliopsida; Fabales; Fabaceae
Product: RING-H2 finger protein ATL1-like
Exons: 1
Coding region: 142-1206 (354 amino acids)
Biological process (GO): protein ubiquitination
Molecular function (GO): transferase activity
Source: RefSeq, a predicted model, not a curated record